Messenger RNA from Actinia tenebrosa (Australian red waratah sea anemone), 1954 nucleotides. RefSeq names its product DBH-like monooxygenase protein 2 homolog. Gene Ontology annotation, molecular function: dopamine beta-monooxygenase activity. The record is from RefSeq and is a predicted model, not a curated record. Gene Ontology annotation, biological process: dopamine catabolic process; octopamine biosynthetic process; norepinephrine biosynthetic process. Gene Ontology annotation, cellular component: secretory granule membrane. NCBI's taxonomy places the organism in Eukaryota, Metazoa, Cnidaria, Anthozoa, Actiniaria, Actiniidae.
GUAACUCACGAGUUCCAUUGUUCAUACACCUGGCCCUUGUUAGUAAUAUUGAAAGUCGUGAUAUUUCUAAGUGCGCAGGUCUGACCUUAUAAUCUUCCUACUAAAGCAAGGCACACCUUAUAAACCGUUUAUCGAGCCUGUUGUCAAAGCUCUGUUCGUGCAAAUAUGUUCGCCAUUCUUGGUACUCUCGUUGUUGUUUUCGCUUUUUCUGUUCCUUCUCAAGCCGCUUUAUCCGAUGAAUACCAAAACGAGGAACGUUUAAGCGCUAUAAAUGAAUCAGACUGCAUGCUGUACUGGACGUACGACAAGACUGAUUCGACCAUAUCCUUCGCCGCCAAAGCAAGAACCUCUGGAUGGGUAGGACUUGGAUUCACGAGCAAGAUUGACAAUACGACAACGUAUGACGUAGUCAGGGGAUCAGACGAUGAUCUUACUAAAAAGAAGGAAAUAUACGACUUCCAUGCUGUUGGUAAACAGACUCCAGUCAAUGAUACUCAACAAAACUUGAUCGAAAAGUCAGUGGCAGAAAAUAAUUAUUAUACUACCAUCAAGUUUAAAAGGGCACUUGAUACAAAAGACUCUAACGAUACCGUCAUCAAGCCUGGCCCAAUGAUUGUAGUCUGGUCUUAUGGCAACAUAGAGGAACUGGAAUCAACCUACAAAGAAAUGGGCUACAAAACUGUCACAUUAAUCCCCGAGGAGCAGAAAAAUGACACAACUUCCUCAACUGCAACACCAGAGACGACCAACGGCCCCGUAAGCAAAGCUGUCGUUCGGCAAGAUAGUUGGCAGUUGCUGGCCUUGUCUGCCAUUCUCUUCAUUGUGCCUGCGCUCAGGCCCUAAACAAGCUACUCAACUUUCUUCUUAUAUAUCCUAAGUUUGAUAUUUCGUUUUGACUUUAGAAAUAUUUGUAGAACACUUUGUAACCCAUAGUAUUAAGAUAAUUGAGUGCUUCUUGCUUAGAGGUGAUUUUUCAAAAACGAGUGCACCGUCUUUACAACAUCUCUCCAUACAGCCUUGUUGCUUGACUUCGACGUUUUUGAAUUUAUCCGCGAGAAGUCUUUACUGGUACGGCGGCCAUCUUGAAUUCCAUUGUUUUCAGUAAUAAAUUAUGGGAUGCCGAAGGAGCAAAUAUUGGAAAAUUUAUAGACUUUUACAGCUGACAGGGUUUUUCUAUAACUUUACGUUAUCCAAUGUGCAAGAUUGAAUAAAAACCAAUCGAAUUUCCUGAUAGUUAGAGGAACAUGUAGAAUACCAAAAAGUAAAAUCAUUUGAAAACGUCACUUCGCCACUCUAUGCUUUAUAGAUAUUUCUACGUUAAUUCUCUGGGCAUCCCAUGAUUCAAGAUGUCAGCCGUAUCAGUAAAAAGGCCUAUUGACGUUAAACAAAGUUAUUUGAUUUCAUUAUCAUGAUAUUUAUGAACAGGUCUUUAUAAGAUUUUGUAGAACCAGAACUUUUAAAGGGGCACUUGGAUGAAAAUCGAUGAAAAUUGAAAAUGGCUUGAAACUUGGUUAAACUUAUCUAUAUGGCCCAGAUAGUAGCCAAGCAACAUGUUUCCUUCACAGUCAAAAGUGGUGGAUGAAAAUUAUCAAUUUUAUUCAGCAUCUAAAUUGUGAGUAAAUGACGUCAUUUACUCAACCCUAUUGUUCUUUUCUUUUGAACCAAACUUUCUCAACAACAAAUGGCUCACAGGCUAAAAGUUUCACUAAUCUGGUUUUCAUAAUCGUAAUUGAGUCAUAUUAUCCCCAAAUACUUCAAUUAUUCUGACUUUCAAAAAUUAGGGCGUUUUCAUCCGAGUGUCCCUUUAAGGCACGAGAACACGGUACUCGAACAAUCGACACGAACUGUUGAACGAAACAUUUCUGGUAAUAGAUUUAAGGAGCGAAUGUGACACUCCGGUAUAACUUACAGCUUAAUUGUAAAUUAAUAAAAGUAGAACGUGCUAAAAGCUUCA